Molecule: messenger RNA, 1986 nt
Organism: Mangifera indica (mango)
Lineage: Eukaryota; Viridiplantae; Streptophyta; Magnoliopsida; Sapindales; Anacardiaceae
Product: bifunctional 3-dehydroquinate dehydratase/shikimate dehydrogenase, chloroplastic-like
Exons: 12
Coding region: 92-1696 (534 amino acids)
Biological process (GO): shikimate metabolic process; chorismate biosynthetic process
Molecular function (GO): 3-dehydroquinate dehydratase activity; shikimate 3-dehydrogenase (NADP+) activity
Source: RefSeq, a predicted model, not a curated record
AGGAGCAACAACGACAACCCAUCAUUGUUGACCAAUACCAACUCUCUUCUUCUUCAUCACUUUCACAGUCGCCCACACCUACUUUUUCUUCAUGGAGACUACUAACUGUGCGUUGCUUGCUUGUUGCUCUAAAAUGGCAAGUGGAGAAAGGAGAAAGAAUCCAACCCUGAUUUGUGUUCCAAUUAUCGGGGAUUCGGUAGAGCAGAUGUUGGUUGAUGCGGGUAAGGCAAAGGCUAGUGGUGCGGACCUUGUGGAAAUCAGAUUGGAUAGUUUGAAGAGUUUCAGCCCUCAUGAGGAUCUCAAAAUCAUAAUCAAAGAUUGCCCUUUGCCAACUUUGUUCACCUACAGACCAACAUGGGAAGGCGGUCUAUAUGAUGGUGAUGAAAAAAAGCGACUGGAUGUGUUACGAUUAGCCAUGGAGUUGGGAGCUGAUUACAUUGAUGUUGAGCUUCAGGUUGCUCGUGAGUUCAACAAUUCCAUUUGUGGGAAGAAGCCUGAAAAGUGCAAAGUCAUUGUUUCUUCUCAUAACUAUCAAAAUACUCCAUCUGCUGAAGAUCUUGGUAAUCUUGUGGCAACUAUACAAGCUACUGGAGCUGAUAUUGUGAAAAUUGCUACCACUGCUUUGGACAUAACUGAUGUGGCUCGCAUUUUCCAAAUAACUGUGCAUUCUCAAGUAAGCAACGUUCCGGUUAUUGGACUUGUCAUGGGUGAGAGGGGUUUGAUUUCACGGAUAAUUUGUGCAAAAUUUGGUGGUUAUCUCACUUUUGGUACCCUUGAGUCUGGAAUUGUUUCAGCUCCUGGUCAACCAACUAUCAGAGAUCUUAUGGAUCUAUACAAUUUUAGACAGAUAGGACCUGAUACAAAAGUAUUUGGGAUUAUUGGGAAGCCUGUUGGCCACAGCAAAUCACCUGUUUUGUAUAAUGAAGCGUUCAAGUCUGUUGGUUUCAAUGGGGUUUAUGUUCAUUUGUUGGUGGAUGAUGUUGCAAAAUUUUUCCAGACUUACUCGUCCAGUGAUUUUGCUGGUUUCAGUUGUACAAUUCCUCACAAGGAGGCUGCAGCAAAGAUCUGUGAUGAGGUUGAUCCAGUUGCAAAGUCAAUAGGUGCUGUUAAUUGUAUUGUAAGAAGGAGUGACGGAAAGUUAUUUGGUUGCAAUACGGACUACAUUGGUGCUAUUUCUGCCAUUGAGGAUGGACUAAGAGGUAAAGGUAACGGUAGUGGCAUAGUUGGUUCACCUUUAGCGGGUAAGUUAUUUGUGAUCAUUGGUGCUGGUGGUGCGGGCAAGGCACUUGCAUAUGGUGCAAAAGAAAAGGGAGCAAGGGUUGCGAUUGCCAAUCGCACAUAUGAACGAGCCAAAGAACUUGCCAAUGUUGUUGGAGCAGAAGCUUUGUCCCUUACUGAUCUGAAUAACUUCCAUCCAGAGGAUGGUAUGAUUCUUGCAAACACAACGUCUAUUGGGAUGCAACCAAAAGUAGAUGAAACACCAAUUUCUAAGGAUGUGUUGAAAUAUUAUUCGCUUGUUUUCGAUGCUGUUUAUACCCCCAAAGUAACCAGACUCUUGAGAGAAGCUGGAGAAUCUGGAGCCAUUACUGUUUCUGGAUUGGAGAUGUUCAUUGGACAGGCAUACGAACAAUAUGAGAGGUUCACUGGAUUGCCUGCACCCAAGGAGCUAUUCCGGAAAAUCAUGGCAAAGUACUGAUAAGUAUCGGUGGCAAUAACAUUAUUCAUGGUGAUGCAGCCAAAGGCACCUGUGAUUCUCUUGGUGGAUGCAGCAAUGGUGAUUCGUGUUAUUGUUUUUGUUUACAAGGAAGGAUCAUUUCCUUCUUUUUCAAUUUAACUCCCACUCCUUAGGAUUUUCUCUUCUUAUGGUUUGGUAUUGUACAACUUUUUGCUUUGUGUAAUCUUAUCUGAUUUCUAUGUGGGUUAUUAUGGCCUGUUGACCAGUCGUAUUCUUAUUUUUAUUUUAUAAUAAAUUGUCAUUGUUUUCGA